UGCUGGGAAACAUCAAAUUUAUCGGCGAGCUUUGGCAAGCUUGACCUUAUUCAUGAAUCUAUCCUUCAUAAGUGCAUCAAAACACUUUUGGAAAAGAAGAAGAGGGUCCAGCUUAAAGACAUGGGAGAGGAUUUGGAGUGUCUCUGUCAGAUAAUGAGGACUGUGGGGCCUAGAUUAGACCACGAAAAAGCCAAGUCCUUAAUGGAUCAGUACUUUGCCCGGAUGUGCGCCUUGAAGACUAGUAAGGAUUUGCCAGCAAGGAUUCGUUUCCUGCUGCAAGAUACUGUGGAGUUGCGAGAAAACGGCUGGGUUCCUCGCAAAGCUUUCAUUGAUAAUGGACCAAAGACUAUCAAUCAAAUCCGCCAAGAUGCAGUGAAAGAUCUAGGAGUCUUCAUUCCUCCUCCAAUGUCACAAGGAAUGCGAACUGACUUCUUUUUGGAAGGGCCGUUCAUGCCACCACGAAUGAAGCUUGACAGGGACCCACUUGGAGGACUUGCUGAUAUGUUUAGACAGAUGCCAGGCAGUGGUAUUGGUACUGGUCCAGGGGUUAUACAGGACAGGUUUUCCCCAACCAUGGGACGUCAUCGUUCAAACCAGUUGUUCAACGGGCAUGGUGGGCACAUCAUACCUCCUGUACAGUCCCAGUUUGGUGAAAUUGGAGGCAAACCUUUUAUGAAAAGCCAGGGGCAAGGCCAGAUGUUCCAGAGUCAGGGGCUCUUAUCGCAACAAGGGCAGUCAAAGGAUAUGCCUCCUCGGUUUAUUAAAAAAGGCCAGCUUAAUGCAGACGAGAUAAGCCUGAGACCAGCUCAGUCUUUUCUAAUGAACAAGACGCAAGUGCCAAAGCUCCAGCCUCAGAUGAGCAUGAUGCCACCUCGCACCCAGACACCACCCAUGGGACAGACACCACAGCUUGGCCUAAAAACCAACCCACCUCCCAUCCAAGAGAAACCUGCCAAGAGUGUGAAGAAGCCUCCACCAUCAAAGGAAGAGCUGCUUAAACUUACUGAAGCAUUUGUGACUGACUACUUGAAUAACGGUAACGCGGCAGAUGCCAUAAACAGCGUGAAAGAAAUGAGAGCUCCUAAACACUUCAUCCCGGAAAUGAUUAGCCGGAUCGUCCUGCAAUCCCUGGACCGCUCUGACGAAGACAAGGAGCGCGCCAGUGCACUGAUUGGUAUAUUGCGUCAAGAGGGAGUGGCCACGAGUGACAACUUCAUGCAGGCUUUCUUGACUGUGCUGGACCAGGGCCCCAAGCUAGAGGUAGACAUACCUCUGGUGAAAUCCUACCUGGCACAAUUCGCAGCCCGUGCCAUAAUAGCAGAGCUGGUGAGCAUUUCUGAACUGGCCCAGCCUCUGGAGAACGGCACCCAAUUCCCUCUGUUCCUGCUCUGUCUGCAGCAGCUGGCCAAACUAAAGGACAAAGAAUGGCUGACCGAUCUCUUCCAGCAGAGCAAAGUCAACAUGCAGAAGAUGUUACCAGAAAUCGACCAGAACAAAGACCGCAUGCUGGAGAUCCUGGAAGGGAAAGGACUGAGCUUCUUGUUUCCGCUGAUGAAACUGGAGAAAGAGUUACUUAAACAGAUAAAGAUGGAUCCUUCUCCACAGACCAUCUACAAGUGGAUCAAGGAUAACAUCUCUCCGAAACUUCAUGUAGAUAAAGGAUUUGUGAAUAUUUUGAUGACCCAGCUUUUACAGUAUAUUUCUAAUGAGGUUUGCCCAACGGAAGAUGCUGACCAGUCGGCAGCACCAUCUAAAGAGCAGCUGGAGCAGGAGAAGCAGCUGUUGCUGUCUUUCAAGCCGGUGAUGCAGAAGUUUCCUCCAUGACCAAUGUUGACCUGCAAGUCAGCGCCCCCUUGUAUGCACUCCAGGUGCACUGCUACCUCCCUUCUUCCCUAAAGGCAUUUGUUGCUCCGCUUCUUUGUCCAUUUCUAUGACAUGGAGAUAAUAGAAGAAGAAGCUUUCUUGGCAUGGAAGGAAGAUAUUACACAAGAGUUUCCAGGAAAAGGAAAAGCUUUAUUCCAGGUGAACCAAUGGCUAACCUGGCUGGAGACGGCUGAAGAAGAGGAAUCAGAAGAGGAAGCAGACUAA
Staurois parvus is the source of this 2088-nucleotide messenger RNA. Lineage: Eukaryota; Metazoa; Chordata; Amphibia; Anura; Ranidae. The record is from the annotation of a GenBank genome assembly.